AUGGAUCUCGCCCCGACCCUCCUCCUGGCCAUUGGCCUGCCCACCGUGCUCGGGUACAGCCACGCCGUCAGCCCCGCCGCCAGCCUCGCCGCGCCCGGCCCCACCAUGAAGGGCGGCGGCACCAAGGUGGCGCAGUACUUUACCCAGUGGGGGAUCUACUCGCGCGGCUUCAAGCCGAUGGACAUGCAAUUUGACCGGAUUACCCACGUCAUCUACGCCUACCUUCACGUCACCGCCGAGUGCGAGGUCCGUUCGCUCGACGAGUACGCUGACCACCACAUCUGCUACCCAGAGUUGGGCAUGACGUGGGAGGAGCACUGCAACGGCAGCGGCAACGCGGGCAACGUGCGCGCGUUCCAGAUGCUGCGCGAGCGCCACCCGCACAUUAAGCUCGAGCUCUCGUUUGGCGGCUGGACCAAGAGCGACUACUUUUCCGGCUGCAGCAAGGACGCCGGCAGGCGCACGAAGCUCAUCAACGGGAUGGUGGACAUGCUCCGGAGGACGAACUUUGACGGCAUCGACAUUGACUGGGAGUAUCCAGUCUGCUGCGGCGAGGCGGACAACGAGGUGGACCCGCAGGACUGGAGCAACUAUGUGCAGCUGCUCCGCGAGGCGCGCGCCGCGCUCGACGCCGGCUUCCCGCGCGUGCACAAGGAGCUCUCGAUUGCCAUGGGGAUGGGCCCCGCCGUCACCGACCCGGCACCCAAGGCGGAGAUCUGCGGCAUCAUCGACACCGUCCUGAUGAUGACCUACGACUACAACGGCGCGUACCAGCCGCUCGCGUCGCAGAAUGCGCCGCUGUACAAUGACCCGGCGUAUGUCGCCGCCGGCGGGGUGGAGGACUACAACAUCGACUGGGGGGUGACCACGUGGCUCCAGCACUGCCCCAGCUCGAAGCUCAUCAUGGGCUUUGCCGCGUACGGCCGCGGCUACGCCGGCACCUCCACCGAGUACGGCACCGCCUCUGGCGCCCUGCCCGGCACGUGGGAGUCUGGCGUCCUCUCGUGGUGGGACCUCAAGGAGAACUACAUCGGCCGGCCGUGCUCGCUCACCAACCGCGAUGCGUCGAUGCCGGCCGGGUACUGGCAGUCGCACCGGAACAACAUCACAAAGACCCCCUACCUCACGGCGCCCGCGGGCGGCCCCAGCGCCUACAUCUCGUACGACGACGAGGAGUCGGUCGCCGUCAAGGCCAAGUACGGCAAGCAGCGCGGGCUCGGCGGCAUGGUGUGGUGGGAGGCCUCCGACGACCGGGACGGCGACUUGCUCAACGCGGCCAACGCGGCGUGGGGCGUUGCUCCCUCCGCGCACGCACCGCCCACGCCCACCCAGAAGGCCGCCUCGAUGUGGGUCGCCGCGACGACGGCGGCCGCCAGCGCCAACCGGGCGAUGGCGCUCCUGCAGCUCGCUUGCCUCCUCCUGGCCCUCGUCGCGGGCAUCGCGGGCGGCGCCCUCUGCUGGUCGGCGUGCCGAUGGCGCUGGGUCAAGACCAAUCGACCCAGCCGAUCACGCACGUCCGCAGUCAAACUGCCGCCCAGCCUCGAGAAGCACCUGGAGCCGCUCCGGCUGGCAGACGUGUGCCGCGAGUACAUUGACCGCAUGCCGCCCGACGCCAUCCCAAUUUCCAGCCAGGUCAAGUCCUGA
Molecule: messenger RNA, 1644 nt
Organism: Emiliania huxleyi CCMP1516
Lineage: Eukaryota; Haptophyta; Isochrysidales; Noelaerhabdaceae
Exons: 1
Coding region: 1-1644 (547 amino acids)
Biological process (GO): carbohydrate metabolic process
Molecular function (GO): chitin binding; hydrolase activity, hydrolyzing O-glycosyl compounds
Source: RefSeq, a predicted model, not a curated record